AUGGCUUUUAAUAUUUCUCAACUUCUUCUUGAAAACACAUUGAAAACUUCGGAAAAAAUUGAAGAAGUUCAAGAGAAAAUUGAAGAAGAAGAAGAGGAGGAAGAAGAAGAAGAAACUGAGGAAGAUGUGACAACUCCAUCUACAGUAACCCCAUGGGGUCCGCUGGCAAGUAGCCAAUUGGCAAUGUUUGCGAUUGCAAAUGAUUUGACGACACCGACGCUUGUAGAAUUGCAAAUGUUGUUGGGAGUUUCUGGUGAGUUUGGAAAAAAUUAAGGUUCAGAGAGGUUCACAAAAAAUUUAUUGUGUUCUGAAAUUUCUACCAACAAAAUUUUUGAAUCUUCAUUUUUCAUUUCAAAAAUUUUAUGUGAAAUUUGAAAUAACACACAUUUUUUUAAAUUUAAGUUUGAAAAAUCAAAAAUCCAAAAGUUUCCUGAAUCAUUUCACACAGAUACCGUAACCUGAACCUUUAAAAAACAAUACAGUAUCAUUUUCUAACUAUGCAAAAUUUUUUUGAAAAUUUAGGGCUACUGUAUCUUUUCUCUGUAAUUUUUUCUUCAUUACGUAUUAUGUAAAAAAAACUUUCCAAAAUUUUUGGGUUUUUAAAAGAUUUGUAAUUUCUGUACUUUAAUUAUUUUCAUUUUUGCUUUAAAAUUUUUAAUUCUUUGUUUCCAGCUCGAAAGCACGACUACAAACGAUCUCGAAAAUCAGUAAGCGAACGAAAACCACGUCAAGCAUAUUCUGUCAAACAACUCGAUCGAUUAGAAUCCGAAUUUCAAAACGACAAAUAUUUGAGUGUCAACAAACGAAUCCAACUUUCUCAAUCUCUAAAUCUCACUGAAACACAAAUCAAAACCUGGUUUCAGAAUCGAAGGUAACUUGAGGAUUGUACUUUUUUUUCUGAAAAAAUCGGAAAUUUUCAACAGGACAAAAUGGAAGAAACAAUUGACAUCUUCAAUUCGUCAAAUGUGUCGAGAUGUUCCGCCACUUCCAUUUCUUCCAGCUCCGCCAUAA
Molecule: messenger RNA, 1011 nt
Organism: Caenorhabditis angaria
Lineage: Eukaryota; Metazoa; Nematoda; Chromadorea; Rhabditida; Rhabditidae
Source: the annotation of a GenBank genome assembly